AUGUCGGAGCCCGACUUAUCUCAAGAGCAGAGCCGCUCUUUGCACGAGCGGAUCUUCAACAUCUUUCGUACCACCUCCGCGACCAGCGUUCCCGGUCACACUGGCGGAGAUUUUGCAUCGCCCUACACGCCGGGAGAAACCUCUCGCCUAUUGGAGUCAUAUGAUCAUCAUGAGCCCGCUUGCGGGCUGAGGGGCUCUUGCGAUCACGGUACUUUCUCCCCUAGGCUGGAACGCGAGGAAAACCAAGCUUGGGGUGUAGCAUCCUUGAACAACGUCGGCCAUGGUAUCACGGCUGGGGAGGCCCCUCUCGACGGCGAUUCCAUUCAAGGGCCGGAGAAUAUCCCGUCAAUGGACUCCUCUGUUUCGGCGUUCACGAUGAAGAAUCGCAGAACUUUAUAUAUGUCAUACUAUAUUCCAUUCUUCAAUUGGAUCACUCAAUAUCGGCUGUCCUUCCUUCGAGGGGACUUGAUUUCGGCAAUGACUGUCGCGUCGAUUUACAUCCCAAUGGCGCUCUCCUUGUCGUCCAAUCUAGCGCAUGCUCCUCCCAUCAACGGCCUCUACUCUUUCGUGUUCAACCCGUUGAUUUACGCGAUACUGGGGAGCAGCCCUCUACUCGUCGUCGGCCCCGAAGCGGCCGGCUCUCUUCUAACCGGCACAAUUGUUAAAGCAAGUGUGAGUGCAGGUCUCUCGAAAGAAGAGGACGAGGCCGCAAGUGCCUUGAUCGUCGGAAUAGCCACGGCUAUGGCAGGCGCCAUGAUCUUGAUCGCCGGUCUUACUCGGCUAGGAUUCCUAGACAAUGUGCUGAGUCGGCCUUUCCUGAGAGGGUUCAUUACCGCCAUUGGUUGUGUUAUCUUCGUGGACCAGCUCAUCCCCGAGGCUGGACUCACCGAGCUGGCGAAGGAUGCUACCGUGAGCCACGGAACCACGGUUGAGAAGCUAGUCUUCUUUGUCAGGAAUAUAGGCAAAUGCCAUGGCCUUACGGCCGCAGUGUCUUUCGGCAGCUUCAGCAUCAUUAUGGUGUUCCGCACCCUCAAGAAGCUGCUCCAGCCACGAUACCCACUCGUCGUCUACUUCCCGGACCGUAUCCUGGUGGUUAUCAUCUCCGCCAUCUUAACAUGGCACCUUGGCUGGGACAAGCAGGGUCUGGAGAUCCUCGGCCCGACCAAGAACAACGCCAAUGGCGUCUUCGCCUUCAAAUGGCCGUUCCAGUUUAGCCACAUGAAGCACGUCCGGACUGCACUGAGUACGUCCUUCAUCAUUGCGCUCCUCGGCUUCUUCGAGUCCUCCGUGGCCGCCAAGGGUCUCGGCACUGCUCGACAGGCCGGUGUCAAGGGCAUGGCUGUCAGCGCGAACCGAGAGAUGGUGGCCCUGGGCGUCGCGAACGUCGUCGGCGGUUGCUUUAUGGCGUUGCCGGCUUUUGGAGGCUACGGCCGAAGCAAAGUCAAUGCGUCUACUGGGGCGCGGUCGCCCAUGAGCAGUAUCCUGCUGAGCGUCAUCACGUUUAUCUCUAUCAUGGUGCUUCUGCCGUAUCUAUAUUAUCUCCCGAAAGCCGUUCUGUCUGCUAUGAUCUCCGUUGUCGCCUUCAGUCUCAUCGAAGAGUGUCCGCAUGACCUCGCCUUCUUUAUACGUCUGCGUGGAUGGACAGAAUUAACACUGAUGAUCCUCAUUUUCGUCUCGACUAUCUUCUAUUCUCUGGAAUUGGGAAUCGCCCUAGGAAUCGGCCUCUCCAUUCUCAUCCUCAUCCGCCACUCCACGCAACCUCGAAUCCAAAUCCUCGGAAAAGUAGCCGGCACGUCAGACCGGUUCGAGAACGCCGAACUGCACCCAGAGAAAGUGGAACUGGUCGAGAGCGCCCUGAUCGUCAAGAUCCCCGAACCGCUCACUUUCGCCAACACGGGCGAUCUCAAGAACCGUCUCCGUCGGCUGGAGCUGUACGGUACGAACCGCGCGCAUCCGUCUCUGCCUCGGAUGCGACCCGCCGAGCACAACAAGAACUUCAUCUUCGACGUGCACGGCGUCACGAGCAUCGACGGCUCCGGGACGCAGGUCCUCUUCGAGAUCGUCGACGAGUAUGCCGAGCAGGGCGCGCGGGUCUUCUUCUGCCGCCUGCCCAACCGCGACGUGUUCCGCAUGUUCGAGAGAAGCGGGAUCGUGGACCGAUGCGGCGGAAUGUCUCACUUCGUUUCGCGGGUAGACGAAGCGCUCAGACUUGCGGAGUCGGAGGAUCGGGUAUUUAAUGCCUAG
Messenger RNA from Aspergillus affinis, 2244 nucleotides. RefSeq names its product SulP family inorganic anion transporter. Gene Ontology annotation, molecular function: sulfate transmembrane transporter activity. The record is from RefSeq and is a predicted model, not a curated record. Gene Ontology annotation, biological process: transmembrane transport. The transcript is spliced from 4 exons. NCBI's taxonomy places the organism in Eukaryota, Fungi, Ascomycota, Eurotiomycetes, Eurotiales, Aspergillaceae. Gene Ontology annotation, cellular component: membrane. The coding region runs from base 1 to 2244 and encodes 747 amino acids.